AUGGAACGGGCCACUUUGGCGGAGACAGGUGGCGAAAGGCCCGCAAGCGCCUGGGCCCUGUUUAACUCGUGGGUCGCUCGGGAAGGCCUGACGGUCUCUCGGGCUGCGAAGUUCCGCAUUCGCGGGAAGCGGAUGCUCCGGGAGAAGGCAGCGAUGAAGCUCAAGAACCACCGAAAAAGCAAGGACAUUCGGGAGAAGUUCGCGGCACUCGCUCAGGCGAAGUACGAGGACAACCGAAAGAAGGCCGAGGCUUACAGAAAGGCCCAGUCGUUCGGCGAUGUUUCGCCGCAAGUCGCUGCCGACGAGGCCGAGGUCGUUCGAAAAGCAGAAGCCGAAGCCCACCUGGAAGCUGACCUUGCCGUUCGGGAAGUGCAGGCGGACACCUGGACCUGGACUUUGGGUCGUUCGCUUCGUGACUUCAAGCCGGUCGGCCGUGGGGCGAGCGGUGAGGUCUUCUUCGCCACCUUCGAAGGCCUUCUGGUUGCAGUGAAGCUGACAAAAGGUCGGGGGCUGCGAGCGGCAGCAACCGGCAUCGACGUUCAGGAGGAGUUCGCCGUUUUGACGGCCCUGGGGCAGCACCCCAACGUCGUUCGAGCUUUCGCCGUUGUCACGAGCUCGCUGGGCCGGCCGGGCUUGGUUCUCGAGAGGGCGUCUGAGAGCCUGCAUGCGAAAGCUCGCAGGCUCAAGGACGAUCGGCUGGAGAACUCGCCGGCCGGCAGGGCCUCGCUGCUGGGACUUUUUUCGCAGUUCGUCCUCGGCCUGUCCUUCGUGCACGGGCGUUCGGUCAUGCAUCUCGAUGUGAAGCCCGCCAACAUUCUCGUGUUCGAUGACAAGAGAGCUGCCCUGGCCGACUUCGGCCAUGCAGAGGGGGUCUCCGAGAACGGUUGCUCUGUGGUGGGCGAUCGUGUGUACACCCUGGACUUUCGCUGCCCGGAGUGCCUCAUGGCCGGCGGCCAAAAGGCAUGGGUUGCUGGCGUUCGUGUCAAGUUCGCCGCCGACGUCUGGGCGGCCGCAGCCACGUUGUUCGAGGUGUGCUGCCCCAGAAAAGCUUUUCUCAGUCCCGCCGGGGACGUUCGUGCGGGAGACCGAGGAGCAGACAGCAAAGGCCAUUCGGGAGAUGGCCACUGCGAGGAGCUUCAAGCUGAUGCCGUACGACCAGACAAUGCAGGACGUCCUGGAGAAGACGUUCGUGCCGGCAGAGAAGCGACUCUCGUUGCCGGGCUUGCUUCGCAUCCUGGACAAAGAGCGGUCGGCCUCGCGGUCCAUCGGCAGGCCCGCCUUCGGCGACUGACCUUCCUGACUGGUCGUCUUGGACGGAAGCACCAAGAGUCGUUCGAGAACAGCUUCUCGAGCACGGUUCUUGGAGACUGUCGACUCUCGGGUCUCUCGCCCGGCGGAUAA
Messenger RNA from Symbiodinium sp. CCMP2592, 1401 nucleotides. The record is from the annotation of a GenBank genome assembly. Lineage: Eukaryota; Dinophyceae; Suessiales; Symbiodiniaceae.